AUGGCACCCCACUCUGGAGCAUUGUCACCACCAGCAGCAGACAACGAUUUCGUCUUUACCAUUUCCGAUCGUGAAGAAGCGGAAGAGGAGAGAGGAAGAGCUACAAGAAAUGGUGCGACCGGUUCUGUCGAAGAAUGGGGAUCGAGCGCAGAAGACGAGCAGCGCAGAGGGAAUGUGAGGAUUGGGAAAAGGAAGAGGGAGACGGGAAUUGGAGAAGAGGUGGGGGAAAGCGGUAGAUGGAACAAGAAGCACAGGGGAUUGCGAGAUGAGCGGGCUGGCGCGAAGCUCAGAAACUUACGACAAGGGGGCAGGGAGGGCUCAAGUGACGAGGAAGAGGAUGAGCUGGGCGAAGAAGAAGAAGAAGAAGAUGAUGAUGGGGCUUUGGAUCCGGGGUUUGAAUUUAGGAUCCCGGGUUUGGAGGAUGGAGGGUUAGUGGAGGGCUUCGAUGCGUGGGGUGAUGAUACGAAUGCUGCUCUGAAGAGGAAAACUGGGGGCGAUGGCAAGGAAUCCGGAAAGAAGCAGGGAGUAGAUCUGGAUAAGAUCAUUGAGAGGAGACUGGCGAGGAGAAUGAAGAGUAGGGAGGGUGCUGUAAAUGGGGAUGCGCAUGUCGAGUCUUCUCAAAAUGGUGUUGUGGAAGUCGAUGGCGAGCAAGAUCAAGAAGAGGGUAGGGAGGGGCAGGAAGAGGAAGAGGAAGAUUUCUUAGAUUUUGCGGAUGAUGAGCUGUUGGCUACGGAUGGCUUCGGAGCAGGGGCUAUGGAUCAGGAAGACGAGGAAGCUAGGGAAGAGAACAGCGACGACGACCCACGUCAACAGGAUGGAGAAAGCGAUGCUGAAUCAGACGCUGACGAUGAUUCGAUCGCGUCUCCAACUGCACACCCGGAUGAUAUGGCCCAUUCGGACGGCGACUCAGAUACCUCGGUUGAAGACCCAGAAGAGGCCUCCAAACGCGCUGCCUUCUUCGCUCCGGAAUCAGAAGAAAAGUCUGCUUCAAAGUCCGAUCCCGGCUCCACAGAUAUGUCAUCCUCCUUCCAAUCCUUUUCCCUUUCACGUCCAAUCCUCAAAGGUCUCUCAACUCUGUCAUUCACCAACCCUACUCCAAUCCAAAGGAAAACCAUUCCUGUAGCCCUACUAGGAAAGGACGUCGUCGGAUCUGCCGUCACCGGCUCCGGCAAAACAGCCGCCUUCCUCCUGCCCAUCCUCGAACGCCUCCUCUACCGUCCUCGCAAAAUUCCAACCACACGUGUCGCCAUUCUCAUGCCAACCCGAGAACUAGCUGUACAAUGCUACGCCGUCGCCGUCAAAUUAGCAUCUUUCACCGACAUCACCUUCGCCCAACUGGUGGGCGGCUUCUCCCUCCGCGAACAAGAAGCCCUGCUGAAAAAGCGACCCGACGUGGUCAUUGCCACCCCAGGCCGCUUCAUAGACCAUAUGCGCAAUUCUCCCUCCUUCACUGUCGACACGCUAGAGAUCCUCGUGCUCGAUGAAGCGGACCGAAUGCUCGAAGAUGGCUUCGCCGACGAGCUCAACGAGAUCAUCUCAUCUAUCCCUAAAUCCCGCCAAACCAUGCUUUUCAGCGCCACCAUGACCGAAAGCGUGGACAGUCUCAUCCGCGUCGGACUGAACAGGCCUGUCCGGCUGAUGGUUGACAAGCAAAAAUCCACUGUCGACACUUUGAGCCAAGAAUUCGUCCGUCUCCGCCCCGGCCGCGAGGACAAGAGGCUAGGCUAUCUGCUGCAUCUGUGCAAGACGGUUCACACGUCAAGGACGAUCAUCUUCUUUCGCCAGAAAAAGGAAGCCCAUCGCGUACGCAUCGUGUUUUCACUUCUUGGCCUAAAGGCUGGAGAACUUCACGGCUCCAUGACCCAGGAGCAGCGGAUUAAUGCCGUCGAGACGUUUCGGGCGGGGAAGACGCAGUUUCUCCUCGCCACUGAUCUCGCAAGUCGCGGGUUGGAUAUCAAAGGUGUGGAAACAGUGAUAAACUACGAAGCACCGCAAAAUCACGAGAUCUAUCUUCACCGCGUGGGUCGGACGGCUCGGGCGGGGAAGUCUGGGCGUGCUUGCACGUUGGCGGCGGAGCCGGAUCGAAAGGUCGUCAAAGCUGCUGUUAAGUCUGCAAGGGCUCAGGGAGCGAAGAUUGUUUCGCGAGUGGUAGGGGCUGAGGAGGCAGAUCGUUGGGCCAGGGAAGUGGAGAUGUUACAGGAUGAGGUGGAGGAGGUUCUGCAGGAGGAGAAGGAGGAGAGACAACUUGAGCAGGUUGGGAAACAGGUCGUUAGGGCUGCUAAUCUUGUGGAGCAUCGGGACGAGAUUUUGUCACGGCCUAGAAGGACUUGGUUUGAGAGCGAAAGGGAGAAGAGGAAUGCUAAGACCAGGGAGAAGGAGGCGAGAGGAGAUGGUGGGGUAGGGUCAGAGGGGCAGAAGAAGAAGGUGCUGGGAAAGAGAAAGUUGUCUGGCAAGGAGAAGAAGAGGUUGGACGAUAAGAGGGAGAGGUUGGAGGAGGAAGGGAAGAAGGUUUGGAGGAAGGGGAAGGGCAGUGAGGAGGCGGUUAGGCGGGAGAGGGUAGAGAGGAGGAGAAAGAAGGGGAAAGCUACCACGAAGGAGAUGAAGAAGCACAAGACCAGGACAAGCAAAAGAAGAUAA
Molecule: messenger RNA, 2637 nt
Organism: Endocarpon pusillum Z07020
Lineage: Eukaryota; Fungi; Ascomycota; Eurotiomycetes; Verrucariales; Verrucariaceae
Product: ATP-dependent RNA helicase DRS1
Exons: 1
Coding region: 1-2637 (878 amino acids)
Molecular function (GO): ATP binding; nucleic acid binding; RNA helicase activity
Source: RefSeq, a predicted model, not a curated record